This is a messenger RNA of Podospora anserina S mat+, 2133 nucleotides long. RefSeq lists its product as uncharacterized. The transcript has 5 exons. Bases 1 to 2133 code for a protein of 710 amino acids. NCBI's taxonomy places the organism in Eukaryota, Fungi, Ascomycota, Sordariomycetes, Sordariales, Podosporaceae. The record is from RefSeq and is a predicted model, not a curated record. Gene Ontology annotation, biological process: nuclear-transcribed mRNA poly(A) tail shortening; regulation of DNA-templated transcription. Gene Ontology annotation, cellular component: nucleus; P-body; CCR4-NOT core complex.
AUGUCGCCCUUUUUUACGCCGACAGAGCUGCAAUCAUCCCCACGCUUUGGCAGUCAUAUUCCGACUACUCCAACCCUGGAGAGAAAGGCUGAUUGCCUGCCCCCGAGUUAUUUGGUCGCGCGACGGCCAGCCACCAAACGAACCCCUCAUCCUAAACCUUACGUUUCCUACAGCGCAGCACCACUACCAGCGAGAUGGCGGCACGAAAGCUGCAGCAGGAAGUCGACAAUUGAGCAGUCCACCAAUCAGGCGCAAAAGGAGAAGCUAGAAGAUCAGCUGAAGCGAGAAAUCAAGAAGUUGCAGAGGCUGCGCGAUCAGAUCAAGACAUGGGCUGCUAGCAAUGAUAUCAAGGAUAAGGGGCCGCUGCUGGAGCAGCGGAGGCUGAUAGAGACGAAGUUCAAGGCUGUCGAAAAGGCGAUGAAGACGAAGGCGUACUCUAAAGAGGGGUUAUCAGCCGCCACCAAGCUGGACCCCAAGGAGCAAGCGAAGCUGGAGGCAAGCGAAUUCCUGAGCAACAUGGUUGACGAACUCGAGCAGCAAAUCGAAACCCUCGAGGCCGAAGGCGAAUCGAUACAAGCCACCAUGAAGAAGGGCAAGGGCCAGGCAACCAAGCUGGAGCGCAUCGCCGAGAUAGAGCGCAUCAUCGAACGGCAUAAAUGGCACCAAGGGAAGCUGGAGCUGAUUCGCCGCUCACUCGAAAAUGGGGGCGUCGAGACCGAGCAAGUCACGGACCUAGAGGAGAGCAUCAAGUACUACGUGUCCGACGGCAUGAACGACGAUUUCCCCGAGGACGAGGGUAUGUACGACGAUCUAAACCUGGAAGAAGAGGAGGAUGCCUUUGGUAUGAAUCUGGAGAACGACAAGGGCUCAUCACAGGACACCCAGUCGGUUCAAGAGGAGCCAGCCCCUGAGCCCGAGAUGACAAGACCGGCAGCUGCUGCUCCGGUCGGGAAGCAACGCACGGUGGCCGAUGCUGUGACAGGGUCGGCUACACGACGUCCCUCGGCCCAAAAGUCACCCCUCCCAACGCUCGCAACCGUCCACAACUCGCAAACAACCAACAGCAAUGGGGUCCAGGCCAAUGUUGCCAUGAAGCCGGCAGCGCUACCAACCCGGCCCGCCGAGGGUUUGAAGUAUGCCAGCGCAGCAGCAGCCGCUGCCGCAAGCGAUAAGAACAACGUGGGCAUUGCGCCUUUACCCCCUCCGCCAGGUGCUCCUCCAGCAUCCGCCGCCUCUCCGUUAGCACCAAGUCAGCCGAGGACAAGUACUACCAACUCUCCCAGCACAGCACCCAUACAACCGGUGGUGCAGGACAGGGCACCCCUACAAACUGCCCAGCCGCCAGCCAAGGAAGCGCCCAAAUCUGCAGCAUCAAAGGGCAAGGCUCCUGUACAACCGCCAACCGUCACACCAGCAGCUCCAGAUCACGGAGAUGCCACCCCCGCGCGAGGUUUGUUUAGGCAGUCAAAAACUGGACUUGACGGGCAAGGAGCUAACAGAUGUUUCAAAGCAGGUUCGGCGUCAACACAAGGGGCUCCAGUAUCAGCACCAGUACCGGCUGCGAACGGCGUUUCUAAUGGCAUCAAGCCAAUCGAGGAGGAAGAGGAAGAUGAAGAGGAAGAGUCGAUAUAUCAUCUCCCCGCGGCCCUCCAAGACCUGGUGGAAUCAUACGAAGUGACCAAGAAGCGGACGGCGUCAAUAAACUCACCAUUGACCCAGAGGAUGCAUAUCACAUCGGAAGCGGCUAAGCCUGAAGCUGCGGAUGCCGAACCACCCCGCGCGUAUGUGCCGGAGACGAAGUACCUCGCGCACACACACUUCCCACAAGAGCCGCUAGAUAUCCUGGAUGACCCACGACUGUACGAACGAAUCGAGCCAGACACACUCUUUUACGUUUUCUACUACAAGCAGGGGACAUACCAGCAAUAUCUUGCCGCGAGGGCUUUGAAGGACCAGAGUUGGAGGUUCCAUAAACAAUACCAGACAUGGUUCCAGAGACACGAAGAGCCAAAGUCGAUUACCGAAGAGUUUGAACAGGGGACGUACCGCUUCUUCGAUUAUGAGAGCACAUGGAUGAACCGCAGGAAGGCAGAUUUUAAGUUUGCCUACAAGUUUCUCGAGGAUGAGGUUUGA